UGGAAACUAUAGGAGAUGCUUAUAUGGUGGUCUCGGGAGUACCGAAAGAGAACGGGAUCAAUCACGCUGGGGAAAUCGCCAGCAUGGCGCUGGACUUGAUCAGUGUCUGUAACGCGUUUAAAAUCCCACACAAACCCACCACACAGCUUAAGAUACGAGCUGGCAUUCAUUCAGGUCCCGUUGUAGCUGGGGUGGUUGGCACCAAAAUGCCACGGUACUGCUUAUUUGGCGACACUGUAAACACAGCAUCCCGUAUGGAGUCCACCAGUGAAGCUUUAACGAUCCAGUGCAGUGGCUCUACAGCAGAUCUUCUACACACACUUGGUGGAUAUGUGCUGAUGUGUCGUGGGUCUCUCAAUGUGAAG
Messenger RNA from Sinocyclocheilus rhinocerous, 365 nucleotides. Its product is annotated as atrial natriuretic peptide receptor 2-like. Gene Ontology annotation, molecular function: guanylate cyclase activity; peptide receptor activity; adenylate cyclase activity. The record is from RefSeq and is a predicted model, not a curated record. The annotation marks the transcript as partial. Gene Ontology annotation, cellular component: plasma membrane. The transcript has 4 exons. Lineage: Eukaryota; Metazoa; Chordata; Actinopteri; Cypriniformes; Cyprinidae. Gene Ontology annotation, biological process: receptor guanylyl cyclase signaling pathway; cGMP biosynthetic process; intracellular signal transduction.